UCCGCUGAGAUCACAGAAGACACACAUUACACGGAACGUUCUGUCCUUCUCUGGACAUAUCUGGAGAGUUUAGGGGAAGCGAAAAGAAAACUCUCUCCCUGUGACAUUAUUUGCUUGCACUAGAACGUGUGCCUGGAACAAACAAACCAAAGGUAGCUACAUAGAGAGACCCCUGUCCCAGUGUAUUCUGGAAAACUCCGAGGCACCUCUGGCCUGGGGAGAGGCCGUUUUCCGACUGCGCUGCCAAAAGGAGACAGGAAAAAAAGCCCCCCCAGUUUGAGCACAGUGGACUCAAUGAGGGAGCCAGAGAGGGAGGAGCAGCUUGACGACGGCAUGCCUCCCAAAUUCAAACGGCACCUCCACGAUGACGAGGUCACGGGCUCUGUGCGCAGUGAGAGGAGAAACUUGCUGGAGGAGGACUCUGAUGAAGAGGAAGACUUCUUCCUGAGAGGACCCACAGGACCAAGAUUUGGACCAAAAAAUGACAAAAUCAGACACGUGCAGUCGCAGGUUGAUGAGGUCAUCGAUGUCAUGCAGGAGAACAUCUCCAAGGUGAUUGAGAGGGGCGAACGUCUGGACGACCUGCAGGACAAAUCAGAGAGCCUGUCGGAUAAUGCCUCAGCCUUCAGCAGCCGCGCCAAGCAGCUUCACAGGAGGAUGUGGUGGAGAGACGUGAAGAUGAAGGCAAUAAUCGCUCUGGUUGUGCUGGUGCUUCUGCUCAUUAUUAUCGUACCUGUGAUCCUGCGCUAUCGCUAGAUGUCUCCAGUGUCUCCUGGCCACACCCACUCCUCCACACCAGCGUGAGACACACACACACACACACACACACACACACACACACACACACUAGGUCCAGGGUCCAGCUCCGUGUGUGUGCAGCCCACCCCCCCACAUACUGAAUGCAUUUCAUCUGAACAUAUCAGUAAGCAAAUGCACGCACACACACACACACACACACACACACACACACAUAGAUACUUCACUUGAAGACGGUCUGCUGUCAGUCAGGCCAGUUGGUGCCUGCUUUCCUCAUCACAGGUGCUUUUCUCAGCCAUCUUUAAAAAACUCUUACUCGUCGUUGGAAACGCUUCCUGGAACGGACACUUAACUGUCCUCAGGUUAUGGCUUAACUUACUGGUGCAACUGGAACUGGGAAUCAGAUAUAAUGUUAGAGCCCAUACUUACAUGUAUUCUGAAUAUACUCAAGCACACCACUCACACACACACACACACACACACACACACACACACACACAUGCACACACACAUGCACACACACACACACACACACACACACACACACACACACACACACACACACACAUGCAUACUCAGUUGCUAAAGGAAUUGAUGGUAGUUUUUUCCCCCCCAUCAAGUGAAGUAAAUGGAAAACCACAAUCCAAGUAAUUUGUAUGUAGUUUUGGUUAAGAUUGCGAUGAAUGAAACAGAUCUGACACCAGAUAAGAGGACCUGUGUUGGUGUCUAUAUGUAACCUGCAACAAUUUGGUUUUAAAUCUCACAUCAAAUGUAUACAGUUCUAGGGAUUCAAGUAAGUAACGCUUUUAAAUAUGUGCUGCUAUUACCAUCCACAAUGACAGGGACAAAUGUAAUUGGGGAAAUGAGGGGUCUUGACUAUGGCUGUUACUUGUAUUGUGCGCUUAGUUUAUGUUAGGAAGGGACUUCUUUUUGCAACUUGCAUCUUAAGUGGAGAGUCAUCAAAGCCGGACUUUAUUGUGUGGUUAUACAGUUUGGUAUAGGAAUUAAUUGGUUAUGAUUUGGACGGUUUAUCACAGAUUAAGUUGUCAGUCAGCAUUUAUGGACUGGGAUUCACACAUCUGUAUAUUAGGACCAUACUGAUAUUGUUUUUUCUUUGUUAUUUUCAGAUUGUUAUUAUGAUUUAUAUUAUUAUUAUUAUUAUUAUUAUUAUUUGUAUUUAAUGUAAAUAUUUUUAAGUUGAUGUAAAUAUUCAUUCCAUAGACGAAGACUCAACAAUGUAACAUUUGCAGACUGUGAACUACUUGACCUAUUUCUUUGAAAUAAAGUAAUUUUAAAAGGG
Sardina pilchardus (European sardine) is the source of this 2056-nucleotide messenger RNA. It is a transcript of the gene vamp4, whose product is annotated as vesicle-associated membrane protein 4. The transcript has 9 exons. The coding region runs from base 295 to 756 and encodes 153 amino acids. Gene Ontology annotation, cellular component: SNARE complex; membrane; trans-Golgi network. The record is from RefSeq and is a predicted model, not a curated record. NCBI's taxonomy places the organism in Eukaryota, Metazoa, Chordata, Actinopteri, Clupeiformes, Clupeidae. Gene Ontology annotation, biological process: vesicle-mediated transport; SNARE complex assembly; Golgi ribbon formation.